AUGACCGCGGAUUACAAGGGGGUAACAUCUUUGCAAAUAAUCCCAAAUGCCAAGGCGCGGAUCGAUGACAUUGAACUAGACUCUCCACGCUCCAUUCUUGCGUGCCAGCGCGUUGGCGUUCUACCACAAGAGCUAAAUUUUUGCCAAGAAAACUCUAUAAACGAGAGUGAUCCGGAAAAGCGCAAACUCAUCUUCGAAGCAUAUGAAAAGGAUAGAGCUAUGGCUCUGGCAGCUUGCCUGAGCGAGUUCCAAAAGAUCUGCGAUAACGGCGUUACGCUAGCCGAGUCUAUUGCAUUUCCAAGGCUUGCCAAUCUUCUUCCCAGAUCAAGAACUAAGGAUCCUAGGGUUUGUAAUGCUCUAGAAGCCAUUCAACGGCGAUAUUCCCCGGACGGUAUGGAGCAGCGGUUAAUAGCUAAGCAGGUUGCGCGGCGCAAGCGUUGCAUGGCAGAAAUAGUACAAACUGUAUUGAACGAAGACAAGAUAAACGAGAGCAUGUCAGUAAGUGCGAACCUGGUAGAUCAGAAUAAGCAGGUUAAGCAAAAAGAGAUAGCUAAGAAGAUGGAGAGGCUCCUCCAGAAGCAAGAGGUAGCAAUGGAGCGAUACAAUGAAGCCCAGAAGAUUGCUGAUGAGCACUCAUUAGAUAUGCUACGUAAGUACCAGCUACAAAUGAAAAGCACAGAGCAAAAUCUCAAGGAGGCAACGAGCAGGCGGCGUAAGGAAGCAGCCUUGCAGGCUAGUAGGCACAGAAAGCAGCAGCAAAUUAUUGAAGCUAAGCGGAGGAAAGAGGAUGCGGAACGUAUGCAACAGUUGGACCGGUUUCUUGCGAGACAGCAAGAGAUCGACAAUCGCUUGCAAACCUUGCAGAACAAUGAGCAAACUAAGCGGAUGCUUCAAUCAGAAAAGCUGAACACACGGCUGAUCUCUGCAUCUAUGCGAGCAGACCAACUUCAUCUGCAGAAGAUAGAGCAGCAGCGUGCCGAGCUUAAGCAAAAGAACGCACUAGCUGAGCAACGCAGAAAUGACAUGCUUCAAUCUCGAAAGGAGACAAUCCUGCAUGCCCACCUGGCCGCUUGUGAAGCCCAGAGAAAGCGAAUGAAAAAUCUUGAACAAGAACGGGAGUUUCAGCUCCUCCAAAAAAAGCAGAAGAUAGCAGAAGAAGACGCUUUGUUCUCCCGGCGGAAGAGCGAGCGCCUACGUGCUUGCAAUAGGGUUGCUAAGGUAGCUAAGUUGAAGGCUGACCUUGAAGCUGAGAUUCAGCAGCGGAGAAAGGAACGGGCUGAGAGGAUGGAUAGCUAUAAGCGAAUGAUCUUGAAUGCACAUGAUAGUACCAUAAAGGAGAAGGUGGCACGACAGAAGGAGGAGACUCGGCACAGUGCGGAAUCAUUUAGAGAUACCAGCUUCAAGGUGAAGCACCAAACAGAGGCUAUAACGCAACAGAUCCGCGAAACGUUUCGGCAGAACAAACUGGAUGUGAUACGACAGGCAGCCAGCGUGAUCAACAGAAAGCCUUUACAUGGUGAAGAAGAUGGAUUCACGAAGGCGCUUGCGGUAAUAUCACACUCUCAAAGACCACACAAACGGAUAGACUUUAAGGGUUCCUCCAGCAUGACCCAGGAGCGGCUGAAAGCCGUCCCAAAUGACUUAUAUGGCCAGGUCCGUCUCGCCGAGAAGUCCGGUGGAUUCAUUGAUUAUGCCAGUAUCCGACUGGUGAAGCCAGGUGCCUACAGGGAGCGUAUCUUGAAGUCACAGCAGACGCGCCCCCGGUCCGCGCCAACCAACUCUGCUCCCUGGACUGCAAAGUAUAGUGUCUAUGAGUUAGCAUAA
This is a messenger RNA of Giardia duodenalis, 1824 nucleotides long. Its product is annotated as Trichohyalin. The transcript has a single exon. The record is from RefSeq and is a predicted model, not a curated record. The coding region runs from base 1 to 1824 and encodes 607 amino acids. Lineage: Eukaryota; Fornicata; Diplomonadida; Hexamitidae.